AUGCUGUCAGCACCGACCCCGUCCGACAUCACCACAGCCUGCAGCACUGCACGCUGUGAGCACCGUCCGUGUCCGACGACACCACAUUCCGCUGCACUCCACUCUGUCAUCACCGUCCGCUUCCGACGUCACCACAGCCGCCUGGACUCCACGCUGUCAGCACCGUCCGUGUCCGACGUCACCACAGCCCGCUGCAAUCCACGCUGUCAGCACAGUCCGUGUCCGAUUUCACCACAGCCCGUUGCACUCCACGCUGUCAGCACCGUCCACGUCCGACGUCAACACAGACCGCUUUACUCCACGCUGUCAGGACCGUCCGCGUCCGACGUCACCAGGGCCAGCAGCACUCCACGCUGUGAGCACCGCCAGUGUCCAACGUCACCACAGCCCGCUGCACCCCACGCUGUCAGCACCGUCCGCUUCCGACGUCACCACAGCCCGCUGGACUCCAAUCUGUCACCAACGUCCGCUUCCGACGUCAACACAGCGCACUGGACUCCACGCUGUCAGCACCGUCCACGUCCGACGUCACCACAGACCGCUGCACUCCACGCUGUCAGCGCCGUCCGUAUCCGACGUCACCACAGCCCUCUGGACUCCAGGCUGUCAGCACCGUCCUCGUUUGACGUCACCACAGCCCGCUGCACUCCACGCUGUGAGCACCGUACGAGUCCAACGUCACAACAGCCCGUUGGACUCCAUGCUGUGUCACCAUCCGUGUCCGAUGUCACCACAGCCCGCUGCACUCCACGCUGUCAGCACCGUACAGGUCUCACAUCACCACAGCCCGCUGCACUACACGCUGUCAGCACCGUCUGCGUCCGACGUCACCACAGCCCGCUGGACUCAACGCUGUCAGCACCGCCCGGGUCUGACUUCACCACAGCCCGCUGCACUCCACGCUGUCAGCACCGUCCGCGUCCGACGUCACCACAGCCCGCUGGACUCCACGCUGUCAGCACCGUCCGCGUCCGAUGUCUUCACAGCCCACAGGACUCCACACUGUCAGCACCGUCCGCGUCCGAUGUCACCACAGCCAGCUGCACUCCAUGCUGCCAUCACCGUCCGCGUCCAACUUCACCACAGCCCGCUGCACUCCACGCUGUGAGCACCGCCCGCGUCCGACGUCACCACAGCCCGCCGCACCACACGUUGUCAGCACCGUCUGUGUCCGACGCCACCACAGCCCGCUGCAUUCCACGCUGUCAGCACCAUCCGUAUCCGACGUCACCACAGCCUGCUACACUCCACGCUGUCAGUGCCGGCUGUGUCCGGCGUCACCCCCGCCUGCUGCAAUCCUCGCUGUGA
Messenger RNA from Schistocerca americana (American grasshopper), 1308 nucleotides. Its product is annotated as mucin-5AC-like. The record is from RefSeq and is a predicted model, not a curated record. Lineage: Eukaryota; Metazoa; Arthropoda; Insecta; Orthoptera; Acrididae. Bases 1 to 1308 code for a protein of 435 amino acids. The transcript has a single exon.